Molecule: messenger RNA, 5876 nt
Organism: Mizuhopecten yessoensis (Yesso scallop)
Lineage: Eukaryota; Metazoa; Mollusca; Bivalvia; Pectinida; Pectinidae
Product: ATP-binding cassette sub-family B member 9-like
Exons: 14
Coding region: 361-2718 (785 amino acids)
Biological process (GO): peptide transport; transmembrane transport
Cellular component (GO): lysosomal membrane
Molecular function (GO): ABC-type oligopeptide transporter activity; ATP binding; ATP hydrolysis activity
Source: RefSeq, a predicted model, not a curated record
UGUUCCGGUGAAAAGGCUGACGCUGGCGAGAAAUUAGAUACUGUACCAAAGAAGAAAUAUCGGGAUUAUCUCCACAAAAUAUAGAAAAACAGUCAGAAGAGUCUUCUUGCUCCUGCAGUCACUAAUCUUGGAGUGUAUUUGGUAUUAAAUCCUCUAUAAAGAUGAAGAGCGAUACUGUAGCUCAUCACCUUGUCAAGAGAUGGUCAGCCUACAUCCCUUCCUUCACGGACAUUUUUGAUGAAGAGAUGUUCUACAUCUGUUUCUUUCUGUUGACACUGGGACACUAAGAGGUCACAGAGCAAAGUAAAGGUCACAGCUAGGGUGGACAAGUCAGAAAUCUAACUUCAAGUAUCAUCAACAAUGGUACGACGAAUGCCAGUAAUCAUUGGAUGUGCCCUGACAGCACUCUGUGACGCCACGGUAGCGACAGUUCUUUUUGGACGUGGCAACCAAAUAUAUGACAGAUUUUCAACAGCAACAGCUCAAUUCUCCGUCCUUGAUUCUACAUUUGAAUUAUGGUGCUUUGGUGUGCUCCGAGCUUGCGUUCUUUUUGGCCUCACACUUGCAGUAAUAAGGCACCCAGUAGAAGCCAUCACACGGAUUAAAAAAGUUGAGGAAGGAGCUAUAUGUUUUCCCCUCGUGAUGGGAAUAUAUGACCUUGUGAAAUUGUUAUUGAUAUCCGAUGAUUCAGCAAGAUUAUAUGACAAGUGGUUCUGGGCUCAGUUUUCAUGGUGUCUGAUGGGCUGCUGUCUGUUUCAUAUACAUUACUAUGCUUUAGGAAAAAUCACACUGGUGCUGGACGGGGAGCUCUUUCAAAACGACUAUGUGCGAAUCAACGACGGUGAAAGUGAUACAGAGGAAAGGAAACCACUUUUGUCUUCAACAACCGCUAGACAAAAACCAACGUCAAUUGACGACGAUGAUGAUGAAGACAGUGAUGAUGAGUCAUCAGAAGAUCGAUCUGUUGCGGAAAAGAGAGCAACAAUUUUCAGAUUGUUCUCCUAUUCUAAACCAGAUAUAUCAUACAUUAUGGGGGCGUUUUUCUUCCUAGUAAUAGCGGCAGUGGGUGAGAUAUUUAUUCCAUACUACACUGGACAGGUAGUGGAUGGAAUAGUGAUUGAUAAGUCCAAGGCCAAAUUUACACAGGCUAUAAUCUACGUGGUCGUCAUAUCGGCGGGAAGUGCGAUAGCGAGCGGUCUACGGGGAGGACUGUUUACAAUAGCAAUGGCGAGGCUAAACGUUCGGAUAAGAGACCUCCUCUUUUCUAGCAUUGUUGAUCAAGAAAUCGGAUUUUUCGAUAGCGUAAAAACAGGUGACAUCACGUCUAGACUGACGUCAGACACCACUGUGAUGAGUGAUACAGUUACCUUAAAUUUAAACAUCUUUCUGCGUAGUACCAUCCAGGCGGUGGGCGUGAUUGUGUUCAUGGCCAAGCUGUCCUGGCGCAUGAGCAUAUUGUCUCUUAUUGUUCUUCCGCUUGUGUUUGGCGUAUCAAAGGUCUACGGAAAGUACUACAAGAGACUCUCGAAGCAAGUACAGAACCGACUCGCCAAAGCUAAUGAGGUGGCAGAAGAAACAUUUACGAGUAUGCGUACAGUUAGAAGCUUCGCCAAUGAAAGUUCAGAAAAGGCUCGUUACUAUGCCCAUCUAUUUCGUAUGUACAAGGUGAAGAAAAAGCAAGCAAUGUUUUACGCAGGUUACGUCUGGACCAAUAAGCUAUUUGAGCUGAUGUUGACUGCAUCGGUAUUGUAUUACGGGGGCCAUCUGGUGAUCAGUGCAAAACUGAGUGGAGGGAAUCUCGUCUCAUUCGUCCUCUACCAAAUGCAGCUUGGAGAAUGCCUUGACAGUAUUGGCAAUGUAUAUACAGGGCUAAUGCAGGCUGCUGGAGCGUCACAGAAAGUGUUUGAGUAUAUGGACCGUACUCCAAAUAUCCUCAACAAUGGAACUGUAGCGCCCCAUUGUGUCCAUGGAAGAAUUGAGUUCAAAGACGUUACUUUUGCAUACCCGUCUCGAAACGACACACCUAUAUUAAAGAAUGUAUCGUUCUCGGUGGCUCCGGGGGAGGUGGUGGCCCUUGUGGGUCCUAGUGGGAGUGGCAAAACAUCUUGUAUUAACCUUAUGGAACACUUCUACGAGACAUGUACGGGGUCAGUAUUACUGGACGGCCAUCCAAUACAGAGUUACGACCAUACCUACCUACACACAAAGGUGGCGUUAGUGGGACAAGAGCCUGUACUGUAUGCGCGAUCACUCAAGGACAACAUCCGCUGCGGCCUACCGGAAGAGCAUUAUGGGAUGGAGCGUGUCAUAAGAGCAGCGAAUUUGGCCAACGCCCACCAUUUCAUCAUGGAGAUGAAGAAAGAAUAUGAUACGCAGGCUGGAGAGAAAGGUCUUCAACUAUCAGGAGGACAAAAGCAGAGGAUUGCCAUUGCGCGUGCGCUAAUUCGCAAUCCCGCAAUUUUAUUACUGGAUGAGGCCACUAGUGCGCUCGACGCGGAGUCGGAACACGUGGUUCAACAAGCAAUCUACAAAAACUUGCAAGGAAAGACUGUGAUAAUAAUAGCACACAGACUCAGCACAGUGGAGAAAGCGGACCGCAUCAUUGUCAUCGAAAAAGGACAAGUAGUUGAACAAGGGUCCCAUUCGGAACUUCUCUCACGGAAAGGACUUUAUACCAAGCUGGUCAAAAGGCAAUUGAAAGAUACUAACUCAUCUUGAUCGAUGGUAAAGAUUUAUAACAUACAGAGUUGUCAAGUAUUUGAUACAUUUUUCUGUGAUACUUUUUUGUUUGCUUUGCAUGAUUUGUUGAGCUUUACACUCCAGAAUUGCGUCAGGAAUACGUCUUUAGGUGGUUUUUUAGAUGGCAGGCAGUAAAACUAUAUUGGGAUUAUAGGGGACCAUAUAAUUGAUAAACGUUAUUGUCGCAUGAGAACGCUCACAUGCUUGUGGCAAUUAGAAAAAAGAAAACAUGUAUUAGAUGAAUCUCAUCUCUAAAAAACGUCAAUUCAUCAACUCGUUAUAAUCAUCAAUAUCUUCGUUUACAAUAUUAAGGGUAUGUAUUCUUUCCUUUAUCUCCUCCUACAUGUACCCACUAUUUCCCUUCAGUAAUGUCUUUAUAAGCACCCGUCUUCCUAUGAACCUAGUUGUUACGAAGAUGUUUAAAACUCUAAAAGGUCAACACAAAAUAAACGUACAUACAAUGUUCAUGAAGUGUAUUACAGCGUACCAAUAUCCGAUUAUAAUUACCGUUCUGUUUCAAUGUACAACAUAUUCACUUUAUAUGUUUUAUAGAGUUUGUUCAUUUCAUUCAGUUUAACUUGGACGUCUGUUUGUCACCUUAUUCCGUUGUACCCGUAUAGUGUAUUUAUCUGAACCUUUGUCGUUUUGGCGUUUGUUUAAUGACGUUAUAUUAAUUGUGUGUCAUGCGAUGCUUCAUUUGUUUCCGUUUCUUGCCUAUCCCGUUUGCAUUAUAUCUUAAAUUUACCUCCAAAGCAUUUGUUUAUUAUCAGUUUCGUGGUGUUUAUAUCCUAAUUGUUAUUGAGACUAUGGAUACGUGUCACCCAUAGACAAAGUGUUUCGAAUAAUUAUAUAUACCAGUUACAUUGCAUAUAGGAAUGGACGGUACACGUUUAGGAAUACUUUAUUGAAGCUCGUGUACAAAUGUCACGGGUAUUACUCCCUGUUGUGUUGUUUCUCGUUUAUAGCUCUCAGGAUCUUUGAUCUAAGUCAUUCUCGUUAUAAUAUUGUAUCUCUUGUACAGCUGUCAGCAUCGCUGUUUUUUUGUUUUGUUCGAGGUAAUACUCGCUAUGUUUUAACUCGUUUAUAACUUUCGUGAUAAAACUCGUUAUAACAGGUUAUUGUGUAUCCGGUAUAGCUGUCAGGAUAUUUGUUCGAAGUAUUACUCGUUAUAAUAGUGUGUCUUGUUUACAUCUGUCAGGUCCUUUGUUCGAGGUAAUACUCGCUAUUUUAGUGUGUCGUGUGUACAUCUGUCAGGUCCUUAGUUCGAGGUAAUACUCGCGUUUUUAGUGUGUCGUGUGUACAUCUGUCAGGUCCUUUGUUCGAGGUAAUAUUCGCUUUUAUAGUGUGUCUUGUUUAGAUCUGUUAGGUCCUUUGUUCGAGGUAAUGCUCGCUUUUAUAGUGUGUCUUGUUUAGAUCUGUCAGGUCCUUUGUUCGAGGUAAUACUCGCUUUUAUAGUGUGUCUUGUUAACAUCUGUCAGAUUCUUUGUUGGAGGUAAUACUCGCUUUUAUAGUGUGCCUUGUUUAGAUCUGCCAGGUCCUUAGUUCGGGGUAAUACUCGCUAUGAUAGUGUGUCGUGUGUACAUCUGUUAGGUCCUUUGUUCGAGGUAAUACUCGCUUUUAUAGUGUGUCUUGUUAACAUCUGUCAGGUCCUUUGUUCGAGUUAAUACUCGCUUUUAUAGUGUGUCUUGUUUAGAUAUGUCAGGUCCUUAGUUCGAGGUAAUACUCGCUAUGAUAGUGUGUCUUGUGUACAUCUGUUAGGUCCUUUGUUCGAGGUAAAACUUGGUAUUAUAGUGUGUCCUGUUUACAUAUGUUAGGAUUUGUUCGAGGGAAUACUCGCUAUAAUAAAGUGUAUCGUGUAUAACUGUCAGUCCCAUUGAUCGGGGUAAUGCUUGCUAUUACAAGUACACAUUGUGUUGUUUCACGUUUACAUCAGCCAGGGCUUUUGUUCGAAGUAAUACUCGGCUAGUUCACCUUUUUCCUGUGACAAUUGAUGAAUGGUGUACUCUACCAGAUGUGAUUACUUUGCAUAUCUUACCAAUAAGUUAACCUUCACUCCGAUGUUUACAAGAACAACUUUUGUUUGGUUUUAACAAACAAUCCGUCGUCGAACCUCUACAUGUUGAUUUCUAACAGUUUUAUUUUUUGUUCAUUACAAAUAACAAUAUAAGAUUUAUACAAUUUUAUUUGUAUAGUAUCACAAAUACUCGAUUAUUUUGUCACAAACACGUUUUAUUAAUGGUGUGGCAAGUGUGCAUUUAAUAUAUAAUCUCAUGCAUCUAGUCAAAGUGUGUUUAUUAGUAUCCAUCUUUAUAUUUGUUUGAAGCUUCGUUCGCAUAGUAUCUGGACGUAAUCAAUCAACUAAUGCAGUCUGUCAAUUUGUUAUAUUGUUUGGCUUUUUUUUGUGAUUGUGAAAGAAAGAGUGAGUGAUAUUGUUUUGAUGAAUCUUACAUGAUGUUACCUUGAACUUCACUUGUCGAUAUUGUACGUGCGAGACUGUGGCAUAUCUGUAUGUAAGAAAUGCCAAUUGCAUGCGGAAUAAUGUUAUGUCACCGUGAAAUAUUGUGAUAAUAAUUUUCCCAUAAAAACUCUGGAAAGAAGAUCUACAUGUAAUUUUCUCAUAAAAACUCUGAAGAGAAGAUCUACGUAGACCGUGAAAUAUUUACAUAAUGAAAAGUGCCAUGCUUAUAAUAACGUGUGUGUGAUACAGUGAAACAUAUACUGGUAUGAAUGAUCAUGCUCGCAGUGAUAGAAAUACGAGGAACAUAUAAGGAAGCGUCCAGAAAUUUAGAAUGCCGUCGAUGCGAAGCAAUGUGCUUAUGAAGCCCGUUAUACAUUAUAACUGUUGGUUUGACUGCAACAGAUAAUUGUUUUCAAACAGGUGUUCCAGUUUCACUCUGAAAUAAAGUUUUGUUAUGUUAUGCGCCGCUGUUACUAGAAACUAGGAUUACACAAUACCAGUAACCUUUUCAGCAUUGUCUUAACCACGUUGAUUUUACCAGAAUCAGAGCUGUGUAUUGUAACCAAAUCUCACCACAUAUUGCAUCAGAUGAAACAGCAAAAAUGGGCUUAUGAGUUUUUGUCUGUUAUUGUUAGUUGACCUGUUUGUUUCAAUAUCAAAUAAAACAAGCUAAAGAAAU